ACCGAAUAUUGUUGUUCUAUUUUUAGACACAUCUCGCGAUCGACUGGGAAUCUCCCCGCGAUCGACCGGUCGAUCGCGAUCGACUGGUUGGGCACCCCUGAUGUAGCCUAUGAGCACUGUAAUCAUUACAUAGUGGUUUAAAAAACCCAUUUUCAUCAAGAUAUGUUGUCCCUUACUUAACAAUAUAUUUUACUUUCUAGGAAAAACCAUGAAUUUUCUUCAAAAUAUUUCCUUAUCUUUAAAAUAUACCAAUAACAAACAAUGUAGUCAAACAUUCAAACUACACUUUAUUGACCUCAUUUGUUUAUAAAAUAAAUGCAGAAAAAGUUUUGUUUAACUUGUGAAAAUAGUGUGUUUAUUUUAAUUAACAUUUAAAUUAAUCAACUCUGGUUCAAAUUGUAACAAAUCAUGACAUAAGACGGAUACAUUUUUGAGAGUAUAACAUAUAAUGCACUAUGAGAGAUGUAUUCUUUAACAUCCAAACAGUAUACAAAUAGAUUAACUGAACUCCACCUCAACCAGUUAUAUUGUGUAAAAGCUGUCAUUGUGGCAAUGUUAUAUUUAUAGAGGGAGGGGGAAGAAGAAACAAGCAACAAGCAUUUUUACUUUUGAUUCUGCAAUUGAACGACCACUACCUAAUUCUAACAGAAUAUAAAGAUUGUUUUGUAUUUCUGCUUUUACUUAAGUAAAGGAGAAUUUAGUAAAAAACCGGCAAGCAAACUGGAAAAAUCCACACAUUUCAGGAUGUUUCUUAACGCUCUUCCUAGGGGGGUUGAAGAGGGUGUAAAGUUCAACGUUUGACAAUCAUCAGUGAAAUUAGUCUUGUCAUACUCUGCCAUACCAUUGCAGCACAGUCUAGUCUAACCCGGACUCCUGGGAUAGAAAGACACAUCGUGAUGGUCUGAGCUCGAUUGACAACAGUAUGAUAGCUCUUGGAGGGAAGAUGAUACCAUGCUACACUGUACAGAGGAACCUGGCAUGUAUUCAGCGCACUGUGGGAUUAUAAUUAUGAAUUUCUGCCAUCUCCAACAUAAAGCUCAAGUACCUGGUGGAGUUCAUUGGACGAGCAGCUGUAGACCAGCCCCGCUUCUGACAGCCUCUCCUGUUUGUGCUCUCAUAGAUGACAAGAUCAGCAUCAGAGGACACUUCCUGCCCCCACGGUGUCCCGUCACAGUGUGUGCACAAAUGCAAAGUGAUGAUGGUGACCUGUGGGAAGCAUUUGCCCAUUUUAAUACAAAUUUAGAUGGGACUGUAAACUUGACCAGGGAUCCUUCAGUCGGGGGCUCAUAUUUGGGCUGUGAGCCAAUGGGGUUGCUAUGGGGACUGCAGCCGGCUCCGGGGGCCAGAGAAGGCUUGAGGCUGAGAAAAAAAAAAGUAGAGACUCCAUACGUAAUGCUCAUGUCCUUACUGAAGGGCCAUGUUUCACCCAGUGAGAGACCCAGCACCGAGCUCGCUGCUGUAACUGCUGAGCGCUGGUACAUGGCACCAGGCGUACGGAGAAUAGAGAUUCGCCAGAAAGGAGUUGUCGGGACGUUGUUUUUACCGCCUGGCCCAGGCCCAUUUCCAGCCAUGUUGGACCUGUGGGGAAUGGGUGGAGGACUGGUAGAGUACCGCUCCGCCCUUUUUGCCUCCAGGGGCUAUGCUAGCUUCUCCCUUGCCUACAUAGGGCACAAAGAUUUGCCUGGCCCACAAAAUCGGAUCAAUGUUGGUGAUCCAUAUUUCAAAUCAGCGUUUCAACUACUUCAAGAUCAUCCUCAGGUCUAUCCCGACAGAAUUGGGAUCAUAGGACUCUCCUUUGGAGUCUACCUGACUCUCCGGCUUGCCAAUCAUUCUGACAUCAAACCUUCCUGUUUGAUUUGUAUCAAUGGACCAGCAGGAAGCACCAUCAAGCUCAGAGACGCAGAUGACAGGACUGAACAAAUGGAAAAUGACCAGAAAUAUUGGACGUAUGAUGAUCAGGGCAAUGUGAGUUUCAGAGCCGUCUCCUUGCCUGCCAACCUUUCCCCUGAGAGCAAAGUGAAGUUAGAGCAUCUCACAUGUCCAUUAAUGUACAUAGUGGGUGAAGAUGACUUGAGUGCUUCAAGUAUAGAAAAUGCGAACCUGAUUGAAGAGACCCUGAGUGCUACAGGUAAAUCCCAGCUGUUUACCCGGUUGUCGUACCCUGGUGCCGGUCACCUGAUUGAACCGCCUUACACGCCAAAUUCAAGAGUGUCCCUGUGGAGCGUCAAACCACAAAAACUGGCCACUCUGUGGGGAGGUCACCUUGCACCCCACGCUGCUGCCCAGGAAGAUUCCUGGAAGAAGAUCCUGGAAUUUAUGGAAACUAACCUCAGACAUUGAAUUGUUGUACGAUAUUAUCUCAGUCUGGCUUCAGAUGCUCCACAUCAAUAACGCUGAGGAACCCCUUGAAGUAGCCUCCAUGUUUUUUUUGUCAUCAUGUAUACAUGUAUUUUAUAACUUAUAUAAUACUAAACAUUCUUCAAAAAAAA
Gymnodraco acuticeps is the source of this 2489-nucleotide messenger RNA. Its product is annotated as bile acid-CoA:amino acid N-acyltransferase-like. Bases 952 to 2340 code for a protein of 462 amino acids. Gene Ontology annotation, molecular function: fatty acyl-CoA hydrolase activity. The record is from RefSeq and is a predicted model, not a curated record. Gene Ontology annotation, biological process: acyl-CoA metabolic process; fatty acid metabolic process. Lineage: Eukaryota; Metazoa; Chordata; Actinopteri; Perciformes; Bathydraconidae. The transcript has 13 exons.